Molecule: messenger RNA, 585 nt
Organism: Dermacentor silvarum
Lineage: Eukaryota; Metazoa; Arthropoda; Arachnida; Ixodida; Ixodidae
Exons: 1
Coding region: 1-585 (194 amino acids)
Source: RefSeq, a predicted model, not a curated record
AUGCGGAAGAGGGCCACCACUAUCCUCAUUCCCAAUCCCAGCAAGCCGCACAGUCUUGAAAAUCUCAGGCCCAUCUCGCUCACUUCGUGUGUGGGCAAGGUAACCGCUGACGCAAUCCACAACAGGGUCUUCAAGUACUUGGAAGACAAAGACAUCUAUCUCCAAAACAUGAUACGCUUUAGAGCAGGUCUUUUGACGCAAGACGCCAUGAAGGUGAUGAAGGAUCAGGUCAUCGAUCGCAACAUGAGAGACAGGAGAGCCAUAUUUGGGCUGGACUUCGAGAAAGCCUUGGACAUCCUCCACUCCUUUGUCUUGCGCACGAUCUCGAGCCUUCGUUUGGGCAAGCACUUUCACAACUACAAGAGAUCUUUCCUCGCAGACAGAGAAGCCAUCCUGAAAGUGGGAGACCUCGCGUCAGACUCGGUUAGGCUCGGUUCUAGAAGGACGCCACAAGGGUCAAUGACCCUCAUUAACCUAGCCAUGAUCGGUCUACUGAGGAAACUGUCCGAGGUUGACGGCAUUCACCAUACGAUAUAUGCAGAUGACGUACCAUAUGGUGCACCGGUGGCAGCGACGGACGCUUAG